AUGGCUUCCUCAAGCGUACCCGCGAAUCCCACGCCGCAGACAGUCAUCCAGCUCGUGCAGAAGCUGGGCGAUGCGGACCCGGACUUCCGGUUCAUGUCGCUCAAUGAUCUCCUUCAGGUUCUUGCUAACGGCAAGCCCGACUUCCUGCAUCACGACUAUAAUGUUGCCGCGCGGACGGUUGAUAGUAUCAUCAAGACGCUAGACGACCAGAAUGGAGAGGUGCAGAAUCUGGCUAUCAAAUGCCUCGGACCCCUCGUCACGAAAGUCCCGACGCCCAUCAUCGCCCCGAUGAUCGAGAAGCUCUCAGCUAUCAAGCUCAAAAACUCUGUUGAUAACGCUGUUCCGUCACUCGCGCUGCGUGCCGUCAUCAUCGCCCUGCCGAAGCCCACGCCGGGCCUGCCGCCCAGCAAGGAGGUCCAGGAGGCCUACAACGCUGUCAGUCGGGUCCUGAUCCCGCGACUUCUGGGACCCGGUGGCAAGGCCCCCGCGCAGGCCCAGUCGAACAACAUCCAGCUGCCGCCUGUCCCUCAGGGUCUUCUGAAGGUUGACAAGGACCUGAGCGCUGAGUCGGUUGACAUUUUGAUCGAGGUUGUCCGGUGCUUCGGUGUUAUGCUCUCGCCCCUCGAGGUUGAGGCGAUGCAAGAUGCCGUUAUCAGCCUGUUGGAGAACGACAAGACGUCUUCGGUUGUAAAGAAGAGGGCCGUCGUCGCGAUAUCCAUUCUCGCUAUUCACUUGUCAGACGAUUUACUGAGCCAGAUGGUUCAGCGUAUGGCCAACGACCUCGGUAAGGCCGAUAUAUCGCCAGUCACGCGCCGUCUCUACAUUUCCAUUACGGGGUCAUUGGCAAGGUCAAUUCCUACACGUUUCGGUACUUAUCUGAGCACGCUGGUGCCCUUCAUCCUGCAGGCUCUCAGCGAAAGUGAGCUGGAGAAGCACCUGGAGGAGAUCAGCGACGGAGACGACGUCGGUUUGGAGUUUAACGAUGUGCGCGAGUCUGCUCUCGUGGCUCUCGAGGCGUUCCUGGCAGCUUGCCCUACGGAAAUGCGCCCAUUCACCGAUGACACUAUCAAGGCUUGUCUCAGAUAUCUGAAGUACGACCCCAAUUACGCCAUGGGUGACGACGAUGAGGACAUGGAAGUUGAUGAGGAUGAAGAGGAUGAAGACGCCGACGAUGAGUUCGACGAUGAUGCUGGGUUCGAUGACGAUGACGACGCAAGCUGGAAGGUCCGCCGAUGUGCCGCGAAGGCUCUUUACACUCUCAUCUCAACCCGCGGAAGCGGUGAUCUGCUAGAGAACGGCGUGCUUUACAGUCAGGCUGGCCCCACCCUUGUCAAGAGAUUUGACGAGAGGGAGGAGAACGUUCGUUUGGAAAUUAUAUCCUGCCUGUCUCUCCUUAUUCGCAAGACGGGCGAGGGUCUCUAUCCCGCCGACCUCUCACUCGACGACCAAGAGCCCGAGGCCCCGAGCUUGAUCCCCAUCAGCCGCAAGCGUAGGCGUCAGAGCAGUGGUGGCGGUUCAUUGGCCGCCCAUGUUGCGACUGGUCUUACUUCUCCCACUCUUGAGAGAAUCCCCUCCACAGGGCCCCGCGCAGACUUGGCUCGUUUCACGCCCACUAUCGUCAAGGCAUCCACGAAGCUGCUCAAGGGCAAGGUCAUCCCUACGAAGCAGGCCAUAAUCAACCUCUUGGACGAUAUCAUUACGGUUCAGCGGGGUGGUCUGUCCGACUACUUCAACGACGCUAUUGGUCCUAUCAUCGAGUCCAUCAAGCCCACCGGAGCUUCUGCGCUUUCCUCGUCACUGGCUGCUUCUGGUGGUAAUGCAUCCGCCACACCUAGCACCUUACGUGUUGCUGCCCUGAAGCUCACCAGCGACAUUGCCAAGACUCACUCUUCAAGUCUCCUUCAGCCAUACCUGACCAAGAUUGUGGCCGGCGUAGUUGCCGCGGCUAACGACCGAUUCUACAAGAUCUCCAGCGAAGCUAUUGGUACGAUUGAGGAGUUGGUGAAGGCUAUCACACCCCCUCGCUCUAAGAUGACGGCACAGAAGUUCAAGGGCGAGCUGCAGAAGCUCUUCGAUACUAUUAUAGAUCGGAUUACCGCAACUGACGCUGACGCUGAGGUCAAGCAGCGCGGUAUACAUGCUUUGGGUGUCCUUUUGUCCCGGACGUCUGGUGCAGAUGGUGCUGGCUUGAUUGCCGCAGACAAACGCCAAGCUGCACUUGGGGCACUCCUCGACAGACUCAAGAACGAGACCACCAGACUUGCCGCCGUUAGAGCCGUGGACAACGUUGCUGCUUUCAGCACUAGCAGUGGCCAACUGGAGACAGCAUGGAUCCGGGAGGUUGCCCUGGAGCUAGCAGGCCAGCUACGGAAGGCGAACCGGUCUCUUCGUGGCUCAAGCAUCCAGGCUUUGAAACAUUUGGUCGUGUCGCCUACUUCCAAGGGUCAGCUCGACGCGGACACUAUCCAGGGCCUCGUCUCAGCAUUGGUGCCUGUCAUUAGCAAUCAUGAUACCCACCUCCUGGCCCCGGCACUACUUGUUCUCGCAACUUUGGUGGAAGAGAACGCGAACCUCGUGGUUAACGAUUCAAUCACUGCCACAAUCUGCAGUCUUCUGAAGUCUAGUUAUGCCAGCAUCGUCCUGGACCAGAUCUUGAUUCUAGUUACAAAGGUUGGCGAGAGCGGUUCUGGACAGUCUUUGAUGCAGGGAAUACUUAAGGAAGUCAGUAUUGAAGGCGACCCCGUUGUAGUUGGCAAAGUCAUUGGCGCGCUUCUCGUCGCCAGUGGAAAUUCUGCUGGCGUGACGAUUGAGAGCUUUAUCUCUGAGCUGCAGAACAGCACGCAGAAGAGAGAUGAUGCCAGAAUCAGUUUGGCUCUGGCAGUGCUCGGUGAGGCCGGUCUCCGGCUUGGACCCAACUCGCCUCUUCAACCUGACCUGUUCCUGAAGCAGUUCCACGAAGAACCUGACAAGGUUUCGAUUUCGGCUGCGGUGGCUCUGGGUCGCGCGGGCUCGGGCAAUGUGUCCCAGUAUCUCCCAGUGAUUCUAGAUACCAUGCAGAAGGGUGGCAACACGCAAUACUUGCUCAUUCAGUCGAUCAAGGAGAUCUUGCAGCAGGUCACCGUUCUGUCUGCAGAGGUUUCCAAGUUUGCCGCACCGAUUUGGCAACAUCUCCUCUCGGCCUCCACCAUUCCCGAUAACCGUGUGGUCUGCGCAGAGUGUGUCGGUCGACUGACCAUCAUCGAUUCUCAGACUUUCAUGCCCCAACUGCAGUCCCUUCUGAGAGAUCAAAACCCGGACAUCCGCGGAAUGGCUGUGCAGGCUGUUCGAUAUACCCUGCCUGACAGCGACGAGGCUUUUGAUGCCAUGCUCAAGAACGUUCUUGUUGACAUGCUUCUCGUCAUGCUUCAGGACACGGAGAUGGACAAUCGUCGCCUGGCUAUGUCGACAUUGAACUCGGCGGCUCACAACAAGCCCGAUCUAAUUCUCCCUCACCUUGGUGAACUGAUGCCGUUCGUAUUGGCUGAGUCAGUGAUCAAGCCACAGUUGAUUCGCGAAGUCAUGAUGGGCCCCUUCAAACAUAUGGUGGAUGAUGGCCUUGAAGUCCGCAAGAGCGCAUACGAAACUCUUUACGCUCUCAUGGAGACCGCUUUCUCAAGAAUCAACAACAUCGACUUCUACGAUCGCGUUGUCGCAGGUCUCAAAGAUGACAACGACAUCCGCAGUCUCUGCAACCUCAUGGUAUCCAAGCUCAUCGUACUCGAUCCCGACGAGACAGCUCGACGACUAGAUACUAUUGCGGAGGCUUACCGCGCCAUUCUGUCGACCAAGUUGAAGGACGGUGCUGUGAAGCAAGAUGUAGAGAAGCAGGAAGAGGCCAAUAAGAGCGUCCUGCGUGUGACGCUCCUUCUUGGAGACAGACUCAAGAGCAACAAGACGGGCUCCGGCAAGGCGGUCGCCAACGCCGGCGCCGGCGGUGCGAGCCAGGUCUGGAGCGCGUACUGGGAGUGGGUGAACAAGGAAUUCCAAGCAUCGCUUAGAAGCCUGCGUGAGGAAAGCAAGGAAAACCGGGCCUUGUAA
Molecule: messenger RNA, 4077 nt
Organism: Colletotrichum truncatum
Lineage: Eukaryota; Fungi; Ascomycota; Sordariomycetes; Glomerellales; Glomerellaceae
Product: cullin binding protein
Biological process (GO): protein ubiquitination; SCF complex assembly
Cellular component (GO): nucleus
Source: RefSeq, a predicted model, not a curated record